UAUUCGCAUGACUUUUUAAGGAUAAACAAAUGCACCUAAUGCUUUCAGAUAACCGGCUAAUAUUCAUAUCGUUUCUAGGGUUUGGCCUCUUGAAUAACAUUCUAUAUGUUGUGAUUCUUUCGGCUGCCGUUGAUUUGGUGGGUAGUCAAACCCCUAAAGCUGUGGUGCUUUUAUCAGACAUCUUGCCAGCUUUUAUCAUCAAACUAUUUGCACCAUUUUUCAUCCAUAUGAUUCCAUAUCAAACAAGGAUAUGGCUGCUAGUAUUUCUUUCCUCCAUUGGAAUGUUGGUGAUUAGUUUUUCGGCAGAAACUUCUAUCUCUUCAAAGAUUUUUGGAAUUUGCAUGGCCUCGUUAAGUUCAGGAUUAGGUGAGUUGACAUUUCUACAAUUGACCCAUUAUUUUACCGAGGUAUACUCGAUUGGUGGGUUUUCAAUGGGAACCGGGUUAGCUGGCCUUGGUGGAAGUUUUAUAUUCUUGCUCUUGACCAAUAUUUUGGGUUUGAGUACAUCUACAACCCUUUUAAUAUUCUCAAUCAUUCCACUUGGAUUCAUUGGACUUUUUUACUUUGUUCUUCCAUCAUCAAUUCCAGAACACACACAAUACGAGGAAUUACCUACAUCUUCAACUAGUAUGCCUCCUAAGCAAGUCAGCGAACCCGCAAUGUUAAUCGUCAAAAACCAUAUCACGAAAACCAUCGGAGAAAUAAAACCAUUAUUUAGACCUUUCAUGAUUCCCUUGUGCACUGUUUACAUUUCCGAGUAUGUGAUAAACCAGGGAAUAUCACCGAACCUUCUUUUCCCGCUAAAAGACCUUCCUUCGUGGUUAUUCAACUCUUAUAGAGAUAUUUACGUGGUUUAUGGAUUCUUAUAUCAACUUGGUGUAUUUAUUUCCAGAUCUUCCAUUAACAUUGGGAUCCGAUUCAAGAAGCUUCAUGUUCUCAGUAUUCUCCAGUUUGUCAAUGUGGUAAUCCUUGUGAAUCAGUCCAUACUUUAUUUCCCAUUCUCAUCCAUUUGGCCCUUACUAAUAUUGAUUCUUUACGAAGGGCUUUUAGGUGGACUUGCUUACGUAAACACAUUUUUGUCGGUGAGUGAAGAAACACCCAAGUCCAAAAGAGAGUUUAGUAUGGGAUGCGUCGGAAUGAGCGACAGUUUAGGAAUUGUGAUUGCCGGACUCAUAAAUUAUUGGCUAGAAAAGAGAUUGUGUAAUAUUCAAGUGGGUAAUGGACGGGACUGGUGCUUGUCCGAAAACUAGAUAGGAAGAAUACACGAAUUGUACCGAUUGAAAAAAACAGUGGCUAAUCACGAGGUAUGCGGAAAUACACAGUUUUUCGCAGAUAAAGAGUGAUUAUCUGCUUGAACUUUUUCUGGUGCUUGUU
Molecule: messenger RNA, 1374 nt
Organism: Yamadazyma tenuis ATCC 10573
Lineage: Eukaryota; Fungi; Ascomycota; Pichiomycetes; Serinales; Debaryomycetaceae
Source: RefSeq, a predicted model, not a curated record